ACAUACAUUUCUACUUUAAAGUAAAUAAUAUGUUGCAUAUAUAUUUAGUAUGUUUUCAGACAUACAUUCUUCAACCCACACGUUAUAGUUUUUUUUUUGUGGGGGAGCAGCCUCCCUCCUUCCUAAAAAGGGGAUGUAAUAUCAUGGGUCUUCACUCCAAUUGGUUUAAAAAGAAAUGUGUUACGAGUGGAGAGGGAAAACGUUAUUAACAAUGAACUACCAUCGUCUAACAUAAUAAUUUUAAAAAAAUGCUAAAUACGUUUUGUGAUUUCAGGUAUAGUCUAACAUUGGUGUGGUCACUGGGUUGUUGAUUUGAUAGCAGUGAAUAAUCGAUAAGAUUAACUUUUAUGUUUUCGACAGCCGUUUCUUUCACCAGUAGACUGCCCUCUACCUCUCAGAGUAUCAUUGUAAAGUAUAACUCAUAUUUUAGCAAGUCUUAUUUUGGGCUUAAAUCUCUGCUUCUCUUGCCCCGUUCUGUGCCGUUGAUCAGGCGCCACCUCCCGUUCCCCUGAUCCGCUCCCGUUCAGGGUCUCAAUCCAACAUGGCUCGUGGAUGAAAUUACCCCGGAUCAUAACAACAGGUCGGUUCCAUGACUUUCCCCCGGGACAAUAGACGGUGUCGCCCCUAUUCACUAAUACACAGAAACCGAUCUCGCGACGAAGAGGAGGAAGCGCAGCUAGCGAGGAGGGGUGUUGCGGUGCGGAGGACGUGUAAAAUAUCUUUCUUUAUCUUACCGUAUCUUUUAUUGGCCUUUGAGUGAUGCGUAAAAACUCCCCACCGCGGAAAAUUGCUUUUGAGAAAAGGACUAGUCUAUGUUUGACAAGAUUUUCAGUACUUUGAUGCCCACAUUUUCUGACUGUGCGUAAGGCUACAUUUUAUGAAUUUCAAUGACUUUGUCUUUUCGUAAGUUAUGAAGAUUUAUUUCUCUAUUGAAUAUUAGCGAUAGCCUACAACUUUUUUAGAGGGGCAACUUUGCAUAUAUGCCUACUUUCUCUGUCUAUUUUAGGUGUUGUUUACAUAACAAAACGUGGGUAUAUUGCUCUUCCAUAACUCUUAAUAACUCGGUAGAAUAAUAUGACAGCAAUACCUUUGGUCUAGGCCUAACGGCUUAACUUUUGGGGUUUAAAGUGCAAUAACCUUUGCAAUACAACUACAUAUUUCUCUUCCGAGUGUUGCCUGAGGCUCGGCGCAGGCGCUCUGGCUGCUUGCUGUCACUAAAACAAUUUUCUUCACAUUGGAAACUGUCACAAGUGACGUCAAUCACGGGGCUCUGACCAAUUAGAAGGCGGGGUGAUUGUUUAGCUCCACGGGCUUCAGCGCCUACCAUGAAUCUCUAUUCACAAUCAAAGCCUCCUGCUGCUGCCGACCAACCGAAUGCGAUUCCAUGCAGCCACUGACAUAGAAUCACAACUUUAUAUCGGUUUUUUCUAUAUUUUUGUUUUUUUUCUAUAUUUUUCAUUGCGAUUAAAAUAUAUUUGUCAUCAUCAUUAUUAUUUUGCCUGCUGUCAAGUUAUUCUAGAAUUACGAGUAAUGAGCAUGGAUGCUUUGGGAAACCAUGUGAUGGUCCCUAGGAUUUCCAAACGGAACACGGCGCUGAGAUUAGUUGACUUGGCAGGGGCGCACCACCAUCACCAUCAUCACCACCAUACCCCUCAGAGCGUGACAGGCUUCCCGGGGUUCAGCAGCCAUCCACACUCAAUGGCUCACUCGCACCCUGGGGAGAUUACUGCGGAACCCCGCCUGGGGCCGAGUCCAUUCGGGCCAGAACACAUGGGGCACUCCGCGGCCCUCAAAAUCAACCCAGCCCAUCAUUAUCCACACAACCAUCACCACCACAAUCAUCAUAUGGCAGGCCACAGUGAAGUGGUCUCCAGUCAAACGGGAGCUUUUGGCCCGGUGCAUGCAGCGACCGUCCCCUAUUCUAUGACCCACACGGCCCAGGCGUUGUCCGCAGCCGCAGGUAGGGAUUUCCUCAUUCGGAGAGAUCUGACCGCUCAAGCCAUGCCGGUGCUCACCGACCAGAGCCCCGGUUCAAGCUCUCAUCACGGAAUGUUUGUCUCAACAACAGGUAGCUAUCCGGGACACUACGGCCAUCACCCGGAUGCAGGUAGCCAUGCCCUCUUCUCCGGACUCCACCAUGAGCAGCCAUCUAGCGGAGCACCAGGUGGCCAAGCCAUGAAUGGCCAAAUAAGGUUAGGAAUACCUGGCGAAAUGUACGUUAGGUCUGAUCACUUGAGUCAAGUGGCGAGCUCCAGGGCUGAUCCGUUCUCCGCCUCGACGUUACAUGGCUACGGCGGUCUGAACCAUCUGAACAUGAACCUCAGCGCCCAGCAUCACGGAGCCGGUGCAUUCUUCCGCUACAUGAGGCAGCCGAUUAAGCAAGAACUCAUCUGCAAGUGGCACGAACCGGAACACUCACCGAAAAAACUCUGCUCCAAAACGUACAGCACGAUGCACGAGCUGGUAACGCAUGUGACGGUUGAUCACGUCGGUGGCCCUGAGAUGGCUAACCAUAUCUGCUUCUGGGAAGAGUGUCCCAGAGAAGGAAAACCAUUUAAAGCCAAGUACAAACUUGUAAAUCAUAUCAGAGUACACACCGGAGAGAAACCAUUUCCAUGUCCCUUCCCCGGCUGUGGAAAAGUAUUUGCCCGAUCGGAGAACCUGAAGAUCCACAAGAGGACUCACACAGGUGAGAAACCGUUCAAAUGUGAGUUUAACGGCUGCGACCGACGUUUCGCCAACAGCAGUGACCGGAAGAAGCACUCCCACGUGCACACCAGCGAUAAGCCGUACAACUGCAAAGUGAGAGGCUGUGACAAAUCCUACACACACCCCAGCUCUCUCAGAAAACACAUGAAAGUGCACUGCAAGUCUCCACCACCGAGCUCUGGCUACGAGUCUUCAACCCCGUCAUUAGUGUCCCCAUCAUCGGACUUAGGCCGAGAGCCAGGGGCCUCGUCGCUCUCAGAACCAGCAGCCUCGUCCCAACCCGCCAAUUUAAGCGAGUGGUACGUCUGUCAUAGUUCUGGUGCCAGCGGAACUCAGACACCUCCCAGCGGCUCCUCCAGCCCUGAUCCCGGGGAUGAGACGCACUACAGACACCCUAACCAAAACUGGCCCAGAAAAUAAUUCUAAAACAUAUGAAAGAUAUAUUUUCUAAUCUGCCCAUGGACUUACAAAAUUAACACAUCGAAAAGGUCUGUUUUCUAUGGCCCAAAUCAUCCCAUGCACUGUCUGGCGUAUCGGCCAAAUAAGACACUGCCAAAUAUAGCUUGUGAUAGCGCGCUUCUAUCUCCAUGUGUUUGGACUUCUUAUUUCUUCUCGUACCAGGUCAUUGUACGCAUGUAUCUUGCUGUAUUAUUUUGUAAUCGAGUUUUGACACUCAAUAUAUUUUUUAUUUAUUUAUUUUUUGAAUCUGACAUGAACAUUUUUUUUUGUAUUAUCGAACCAAAGUGUUUCAAUAUAAACAAAUGAAAUGUACAUUUGUAAAUUGAUACGUUUCAAUGUGUAAGUGUUAACAGUAAUUUUGUAAGCUUUGGUAUUUCAGCUAUUAUUAUUUUUGUUUGCUACACUUAUUUGUAUAAAUUAAAUAAUUGAAAAGUUUGGAGUUUCAUACAAGACAUAUUGUCUCCAUUUGCGAUUGUCUAUUCUAUUGAUUGAAGCGUUUUCCGAUAGUCUAUUUGUUAUUAUUACAUUACAUUCAUAAAUGUUUGGUCAACGUGGGCAUUUUGUGAUUUUGUAAUUCUUGUCAAUAUUUGUUAGUAAUGGAUUUUUAUGAAAAUGUGAUCCUAUCGAGAAAAGACACUCGAAAUGUGUAACCAACUGCCUGGUAAUUUGUCAGUAUUUUGAAUAAAUCGUGUAUGAUAAAAAUGCAAUUUUCCUUUUCUGGGCCUUGACAUUUUAAAAUUGAUAUAGACAUAAAAUAACGAAUUUAUUUGAAUGCAUAUACUAUCAGGGUACUGUUAACCAAUAUAUGACAGGGUGCUCUGAAACGCCUUGAACCUCACAUGCUGUACUCAUGUCUAAUAAGGCAGCAGAGCAGAACAAUACCAGUCUUUUUUUUAAAGGAGCGGUGAGACCAAACACAGAGAGCAUUUUCUAUCACUAUAUUCAACAGCGAGUCUUACUGCCAUUUGUGUCUUAUUUAAUCUCAGGUACCGUCUAUAACAGAGCCCUAAGGAUCGAAAACAUGUUGUACCCAUAUUGGACAACAGGCUCUUUAGAUUUUCGCUUCGUUUUAACUAUGUUCAU
Messenger RNA from Coregonus clupeaformis (lake whitefish), 4251 nucleotides. Its product is annotated as zinc finger protein ZIC 4-like. Gene Ontology annotation, molecular function: RNA polymerase II cis-regulatory region sequence-specific DNA binding; DNA-binding transcription factor activity, RNA polymerase II-specific. The coding region runs from base 1375 to 3129 and encodes 584 amino acids. Gene Ontology annotation, biological process: regulation of transcription by RNA polymerase II; central nervous system development. Gene Ontology annotation, cellular component: nucleus. The record is from RefSeq and is a predicted model, not a curated record. NCBI's taxonomy places the organism in Eukaryota, Metazoa, Chordata, Actinopteri, Salmoniformes, Salmonidae. The transcript is spliced from 2 exons.